This is a messenger RNA of Electrophorus electricus (electric eel), 2262 nucleotides long. It is a transcript of the gene shisal1a, whose product is annotated as shisa like 1a. Lineage: Eukaryota; Metazoa; Chordata; Actinopteri; Gymnotiformes; Gymnotidae. The record is from RefSeq and is a predicted model, not a curated record.
ACGGUGGAUCAAAGCUUGCGAGCCCUACCACCACCACCGCCUCGCCCUCCACCCUCUCCUACUCGUUUACUCUCUGCACGCGCUCACGGCUGACUGUUGCUCUGUGCUUGCCGGAGCAGCAGGAUGGGUGUGCAUGCGUUCCAAGCAGCGUGCUCUCCCUCUUCGGACUGCAAAAGGACAGCGGUCAGCAUACAGACCGGAAGCACAAACUGACUCUGCAGGGAACAAGGGAGAAAAAGAAAGUGGAAACCCAGGCUUUGUUCAGUCACAGUUCCGGUAGGAGGAGUGCCAGUGGAGGGGCUAAGUGAUGUGUGUUUGCUGAGUCGUGUCGGCCCGCCCUCCCCAUCUCCUGUGCUGGUCCUUCCUCCAUGAGAACAGAGAGAUGACCAUGCACGGCCGCUGGUUACACAAUGUCCUGGCCAUCAUUUUCUUCCUCCUGUUCUCUGCAGCUCUUUCAGCCCACUUCAGGAUGUGCGAGCCCUAUUCAGACCACAAGGGACGCUAUCACUUCGGCUUCCACUGCCCCCGUCUCUCUGACAACAAGACCUACAUGUUUUGCUGUCACCAUAACCACACAACCUUCAAAUACUGUUGCAGUGAGAAAGAGUUCCAAAGCAUCAUACAGCUCAACAUCACUACCAAUUCUGAUGGCAUUGCUCACAACAAUUACACUGCUCUCAUUGGCGUAUGGGUUUACGGUUUCUUUGUCAUGGUCCUGCUGGCUCUGGACUUCCUGUACUACUCAGCCAUGAACUAUGAGGUGUGCCGAGUCUACCUGGAGAAGUGGGGAUUGGGCGGCCGUUGGCUGAAACAGGCUAGGAGCAAUUGGCACAGCACAGCAGUGGAUCAGGAGUUAGAGCUGAGCACUGCAGCUGCUUUGAGCCACGACCCCCAACAACACCAUGAUCCCAGACAUGGUCUCAGAGGAGAGGCCCAGAGCCCCACCCUCAUGACCUUCCAGACCUCCACAGCCUGAUACUUGAAAUGUGACUUACUAUAAUGGACUUUGCUUAAAGAGCCAUGGAGGAAUGGUCAUGCCCUUCUGGAACCCCACUCUUAGUUCAGUGUCCCCUCCAUGGCUCUAUCAAUCUUUAUGAUGUGGAUGGUGUGCUCCAGCACUGAAGGCUCCUCUCCCUACUCUCAUGACCAGCAAGGAGAUUCCAUCACCUGCUCACCUCCAACUCUGCAGAAAGAGUGCUGUGGCCAUUCCACUGUGGAGUUUACUGCAGUAAACAGCAGCCUGCACAUCUGGGGAAGCUUACUGGGUAAAGCUUCCUGUCUUCUAGUCUCUUCAACCAAUGAAACAGGGUUAAGCUCUUUUUCGAAGAGAAAAGUUAGAAUUCUAGAUGUCCCCCUGCAAGCAUUUUGUCUACCUUGCCUACCAAGACCUGACGUUUCCUAAAGCAGAGGAAGAAUUAUUUAUUACAGCUGCAACUAUUGUACCAUCUCAGUAGUGCUUUGAAGAGUUUAAAUAUGAAGGUGACUAGAGAGAACAGAUUCAAGACUAACUUAAACUAGUUAAAAAGUGCAUUUAAUUCUAUAGUUUACACCUUCUUGCUUUACUUUAUGUUAAGACAGCAAAAUAAAUUGAUUGGGUUAAAACAUGGAUUGAAAAAUUCGAUCUGGUGUCCAAGCACUCAAUGGUACUUGUAAUUUUGCAAUAUAUUGAAGUACUUUUAACUACUGAGGUUGAGUGUGUCAGAUAAAGCAAUAUAUAAUGGUAGUAGAUGUUGGAUUUUACCUGUGUGUGUGUUCCAUAUCUAAUACCUAAUAAUGUGGUAGAGCGUUUUACUUUAGCCAGACAAAGCUAUUCGCCUGACAGACCCCUUAGUGGAUAUAAAAUCCUCACAGUAGUUUUGUUUCCCCUGUGGAAAAUGUGCACUGACUAAAUGUGUGUGAUUAAGAAUAGGUAAGGCCAGGCUAGUUAGGCUAGUUAGAGCAUAGGCGUUAACCUGCAAUAAUGGACAGUAUUGUGUUAUACUGUAUUAGAAAGAGACCUUUUGUGAUCACAUUUUUUAGUGUUCUGGGGGAGUCUAAGUUUUCCUAACUGGAAGACACUCAACAUGGCAGUAACUGCUACUGGUCAUUGUAUAAGUUGCCUUACAGUAAGUCUAUAGUGCACACCUAACGUGUUGCGUAGUGAUAGACACCGCACUGCAGGCAUAGUAUGUCAGUGCACCUAUUCUUUGUGUGGUUUUACAACUGCAUAGGGUGUGUGGAUGCAGUACCGCUGUAAUUGCACUUAUUAACUUUUUAUUGACA